AUGUCCGACCCAAUCGCUACCGGCCCGCAGGUAACUCUGCCCGUGCAGAACGGCGCGCUGCCCGCCGAGGACCCGGCCGGCGAAGUGGUGGCCGCCAUUGCCCAGGCCCAGACCAUCAGUCCAGAUGAGAUUGCACUCUACGACAGACAGAUCCGCCUCUGGGGCGUUCAGGCCCAAGAGAGGCUGCGCUCUGCAAACGUCCUUCUCAUUUCCGUCAAGGCCCUUGCCAACGAGGUCGCCAAGAACCUCGUCCUUGCCGGCAUCAAGUCCCUUACCAUCGUCGACCACGAGCUUGUCACCGAAGAUGAUCUUGGCUCCCAAUUCUUCGUUUCCGAGGCCGACGUAGGCCAGAACCGCGCCGAAGCUGCUGCUCCGCAGAUCCAAAAGCUCAACCCCCGUGUUGCUAUCAUGACGGAUACAUCCGACAUCAAUGCCAAAGUGCCCGAGUUCUACCAGCCUUUCGACCUUGUCAUCGCCACGGACCUGGACUUUGCCACCCUCUCCACCAUCGACGCUUCGACCAGGUUGGCCCAGAAGCCCUUCUACGCAGCCGGCGCCCAUGGCAUGUAUGGCUACAUCUUCGCCGAUCUAAUCCAGCACGACUACGUCAUCGAGCGUGAAAAGUCCAACAUUUCCACGACUUUGAGGCAGGAGUCCGCAACACGCUCCAUCAUUGCUUUCGCCGACAAGGGCACCGAGAAUGGCAAGCGCAUGGAGCUUGUCACCAAGCGCGAGAUGUACUCUCCUCUGCUCCUUGCGAACACGUCCCCUCUUCCGCCGGAGUACCAGGGCAACCGUCGCAAGCUCCGCCAGGUCACGCCACUCCUCACGUGCUUCCGCGCGUUGUGGGAGUUCCAGAAGGUCAAUGGAAGGAAUCCAUCACACACGCCAGCCGAUCUGCAGCUGUUCACGACUCUGGCGACGGAGAAGCACAAGGAGCUGCAGCUGCCGAUUGAGACGCUGACCAGCGAAUUCCUGCGCAAGUUUAUGCAGAAUCUCGGAAGCGAGCUGGCACCGGUUACUGCUUUCAUCGGAGGCCAGCUAGCGCAGGAUGUCAUCAACGUUAUUGGCAGACGGGAGCAGCCCAUCCAGAACUUGAUGCUUUUCGACGGUGACGAGUCCAAGGCGCCCGUCUAUGCCAUGCACCCUAUAUUCACCACCUGA
Lasiodiplodia theobromae is the source of this 1164-nucleotide messenger RNA. RefSeq names its product Ubiquitin/SUMO-activating enzyme E1. Gene Ontology annotation, biological process: protein sumoylation. NCBI's taxonomy places the organism in Eukaryota, Fungi, Ascomycota, Dothideomycetes, Botryosphaeriales, Botryosphaeriaceae. Gene Ontology annotation, molecular function: SUMO activating enzyme activity. Gene Ontology annotation, cellular component: SUMO activating enzyme complex; cytoplasm. The record is from RefSeq and is a predicted model, not a curated record. The transcript is spliced from 4 exons. The coding region runs from base 1 to 1164 and encodes 387 amino acids.